Paramecium pentaurelia is the source of this 1377-nucleotide messenger RNA. The record is from the annotation of a GenBank genome assembly. NCBI's taxonomy places the organism in Eukaryota, Ciliophora, Oligohymenophorea, Peniculida, Parameciidae.
AUGAUAACUAAUCAUCCAGCUUAUCCAAAAAAAGAGAUUGAUAAAUAUUAUUUGCAAACUAAAUUGCCAGAGUAUUGACUUUGUUAAUGUAGAUAUCAAACAGUUCCUAUGAAUGAACAUUAAAAAAAAACCCAUGACUAUUAUAAUGAUAAUACACAUAUUUGGAAUAAUCCACAUCAAGCUAAAUCAAAUGCAAAGGUUUUUAAAUAAUUAAAAGAACAACAUGACAAAGGUGAAAAGAGAAUUAAGAAAUUGUAAGAGAUGGAAUAGAAAGAGAAAUAAGUGUUACAACAUAAUAAAAUAAUAUACUAUAAUAUGGCAAGAGAAGAGGAUCUAAUGAGAUUGCAAUAACGAAAAUUAGAAAGAGGUAGUCUACAAAACUUAAGUUCACAGCGCAAUGAUGUUCAAGUAGAUACAAUUUCUGUAAAGCCAAUCCUUUCAAGAACAGCAUUACUGGGUCGACCAGAUCAUCUAUGGAACAAACUGAAUUAACAAUCUUAAAAAUAUGUUAAUCUAUUAAUCAACCCAAAGAUUUUAUAAAUGGAAGAAUAAGGAGUAAAGGCAAUAAGUGAUAAAAUCUAAAAGGAUUUGGAAAUUGAAUAAAUAAAAGAGGAGUUAAGAAUACAGAAUAUGGAACAUAUUAAAUAGUAAAGUACACUCAGAAGAAUGACUAAUCUUGAAAUGGAAUAAAGAAGUGGUAUUUUACCUUCCAGAUUAAGUUUAUAAAGAGUAGCAACUGCUUAAACAAAUUGUAGACAACCUAAAGACGUUAUAGAAUCUACUUUGUAAUAAUUGGAACAUUAAUAGUAAUCCUAAACUAUCCAAUAAUUACAAAAUUAAAUAAUGAAUUCAGCCUAAUAUAAUUAGACAAGCAGACCAUAUACAGUUGGAAGUGUAAGAUAAUUUAUAAUUAUUUAAGGAUUUUAAUUCAAUUUCAUUCAAUGCUGGAUAAGCAACUAAAAAUGAACAACAAAAUAAUCCUAAUCAAAAUCAAACAGCUCCAAUUUUUUUGGUUAAUAGGUAUUAAAUUAUAUUUAUUUUAGUCAAAAAUCAAAAUCUGUAUCUACACUUUCUCACAAGCAUCCACUUGAUAGAACAGAAUUUAAAGGAUUGUUAUUAGCAUAAGCAGUUGAAUAAGCUGAGAGUAAUUUUAGUAAAACCCUUAAAGCCAAUAGUUCUUUAUUAAAAGAAACUUCGAUUCACCUCACAAGGAUUAAGUAAUCGAUGAUUCCCAAAAAAAGAAUAUAAAUAAAAUGUAAUAACAACUUUGAGUAAAAUAAAAAUGAUCAAAAUGAUUUGUAGAUUGUAAACAACAUGUUGGACAGUUUUGAAAGGAAACUGUAUCGACCCAACUAUUUCGAUGAUGAGAAUUUGUGA